CACAGAAGUACUGCAAAAGACCCAUGCCUUUGACCCGCAGCGCUCGCGCGCGAAGCCAUCCAGCCCUGGCGUCCGACGAUGUCCUCUCCACUGUCUUCUCAUUUAUCACUCCCGAAGCCGGCUUUGGCGCCGCGACGGCCAGCAAGACGUUGCGUGACGCGUGGCGCCGCCGCUGCAGAGGGAUGCUGCGCGUGCAUCGCCAGCAAAUCGGAGAAUUCCAGUAUAGCGAUCACUGCGUUGCGUACGGUGAUGGCGUGAUGAUUGCAAAUUACGGGCGAAUGGCGUUUAGCGGGUGCCUCGCAACGUUCUCGAACGACGGCGUCGCUGGUGCAGAACUAAACACGAACCUCAACACCCCGCGGGUGGUUGCCCUUCGAGGCGAUGGUACGGCUUGGGUCCUCUUGUCAGACGAAUCACGAAUCGUUUGCGUGCGACUAGCAGAACCACCUUCAGACGAGGAUAGCGACGAGGCAGACGCCUACAACGAGUCUCUCAUGAGAAUCGAGAUCGCUGAUGCAUACUGGAUCGAUACAUUCGCCCUCGCCGGUGAUGCGCUACUGGUCUUGUAUCGCAGCACCGAAAAUGGACAGACUGUUUGCUUUAUUGACGUGUACGACAAUCAAACUGGAACGCUUCUGCGCAAGUUUGCCUUGGCUGGCCGGCCUGAGCAGGACGAAGAGCAGGGGGGCAUCGCGGUGCAGGGCGAUGCGCUGUACAUAGUUCGCCGAAAUGCAGAUAUUGUCGAUGUUUACAACUGGCGCGAAGGGAUCCUUUCGCGCAGCUUUGGCAGGGGUCGCGUUCGCUUCGAUAGGCCCGGUGGCAUUUCAGUUCGUGGCAAAACCAUGUACGUUUCUGAACGCCAUCAAAUCCAAGUGAUUCGUCUCCCCGACGAUGAUAGCGCGGAGCCUGAAAUCCUACAAGUCAUCCCGUCGCCGGACGGCGAGGAGCUUGGCGGUCUUUGCCUGAACGGCAACCUUUUAUGGUGCAUGGGGCCAUAUUUUGGUCCAGCGGGUAGUUCAGUGGGUGAGGACAGUACUUACGUGCACCUCUUCGGCCCCUGUUACGAGUAUUCAAAGUGUAUUACGAAGGCCCGCCCCCGCCCGCGAGCUCGGCGCACGCCUCCUCGAGGCGCGCGCACGCGGCCUCGCACGCCUCGGCCGCCAGGUUUCCGUAGCAGACCCGUAUGAACCCCGGCAUGCCGCACGCGCUGCCCGGGAUGACGGCGACGCCGUGCUCGCGCGCCAGCCACUCGACGACGGCCUCGUCGUCGGCGCGCGGCAGUUUGGCCACCACGUAGAUCGCUCCGUCGGACGCGCCCACGCCGCCGCCGAGCGGUUGUAACGCCUUCAACACGUGCUUCUUCUGCGCGUCGGCGAGGGCCGCGAUGCGCGGGCCCGUCCACCGUCCAUCAACGUCCGCUUCCAACGCCGCCAGAGCUGCUUUUUGAGAACACUGCGCCGCGCAGAUCGCGACCGUGUCUUGAGCUUUCAGCAUCUGCGGUCCGAUCGACGGGUCGUAGGCCAGGUAGCCCACGCGCCAGCCCAUCAGCCCGUAGGCCUUCGAAAAACUAAAAAUGUUGACGACGUGGGGGCCUUCGACCAGUGAGUGCGUCGCGCCGUACACGAAGGCGUCGUACGUGUUGUCCACGACGAGCCACGCGUUUUUCUCACCACAGAGAUCCGCGAUGGCCCUUAGCCUCCCUUCCGGGAUCACCGCGCCCGACGGGUUGCCCGGGUUUACGAGGACCACGCAUCUCGCGCCUCCAUCUAACGCUUUCCGCGUCGCCUCGACCGUGGGCAGCAGCGCGUCGUCCGUCUGAGCAAUAACCACGCGACACCCGCGCAUGUCGAGCAUCAUCUUGUGGUUGAAGUAGUACGGCGCGAACAAGACGCACGCGUCGCCGGCAUCCAACAGUGUUAGUGCGACGUUCGUAAACGCCUGGUUCGCGCCGGCCGUGACCAUGACUUCGCAAUUCGUGAGGCCCUUGAGUCUCAAACGGUCCGCUAGAGCCGCUCUCAGCUCCGGCAGCCCGGCGUCGGCGCCGUAGGAGUGGCUCGUCGGUUCCCGAGUUGAUGCGGCGGCGGCCUCGACGGCGGCAUCUGGCGGCGCCCAGUGCACGAUGCCUUGGGCCAGCGACGCGACGCCCGGCUUUGAUAAAUUGCGCAUCUUCUCGACGAUGGGCGCGUCCGUCUUGACGACGCUUUUUGAUGGUUGGGCCAUAGUCCUUACUCUUCGCGCCGUCCGCGCGAAACGCAGCGCCAGGACGCGCCUUGGCAAUUGCACGCUGCGUCGGCGUGGCUUGGCGGCUGUGAGGUAUUUUGGGAGAGCAGUGAGUUGUGCUCUGCCCCAGGCGCCGCACGGCUCUCGACGCUGCGGCAGCAGCUAUAAUUGAUCGAAAGCUUGCACAAACCGGUACGAAGCCGUGCGUACAAGCACGUCGUGCCGAGUUCAACAAC
Pelagomonas calceolata is the source of this 2456-nucleotide messenger RNA. The record is from the annotation of a GenBank genome assembly. Lineage: Eukaryota; Pelagophyceae; Pelagomonadales; Pelagomonadaceae.